Molecule: messenger RNA, 1567 nt
Organism: Zingiber officinale
Lineage: Eukaryota; Viridiplantae; Streptophyta; Magnoliopsida; Zingiberales; Zingiberaceae
Product: probable transcription factor KAN2
Exons: 6
Coding region: 244-1254 (336 amino acids)
Biological process (GO): abaxial cell fate specification; regulation of DNA-templated transcription
Cellular component (GO): nucleus
Molecular function (GO): transcription cis-regulatory region binding
Source: RefSeq, a predicted model, not a curated record
GUGAAGUUAAGAAGCCUCAAAGGCACGCAUACAUUAAAGCUUGUUACACCAUAUAUUCCUCUAUACUUCUCUGCACAUCUAUACUCUCGCAUACACAUGCUGUGCCCUAGCUACUGAGAGGGGGGCGAGAGAGAGGCUUUCCUUUUCACUACUUCGUCUUCCUCGAGGCAGUUCUUGUAGCUGGCUUGUGGUUUCUGCAUGCAAAUCUCGGUUUGGAGAUUUAGUUGAGGUAUAUACGGCGUCAUGUAUAGGGAGAGAGAAGCUGCUAGGUCAACUGCGCCUUCGCCGGAUCUGUCUCUGCAUAUCGGCCCGCCGGCGACUGACAGCGCACCGGAUUCUCCAGAGGCGGCGGGGAAGCCUCAAUACUGCGGGCUCAGUACUGCUUCAGAUCUUUGUUUUGCCACCACGCCGAUCGACGGUACUCCAAUCUAUUUGAACGGGCACCAGCACCGACGGGAAGAGUGCUGCUGGAAUCACGCUCUCCUGAGGGGAAGUCCCCUCCCGCUCGACUACCACAGCCACGCUUCCGCGCGCUUCCAGCAGGCGGCGCCGCCGGCCAGCUGGCUGGUGGGUCUGUCGUCGUCCGCGUCGAGCCUCUUCAGCUGCCACCGCCACCACCCGCAGGACGCCUCGCGCCGCGAGGUGACGAUGAGGUCGAGGCUCAUCCUGUCGUCCGGCUACCCGGCGGCGGUCGUGACGAGGCGCAGCGCGAGGGCGCCGAGGAUGCGCUGGACGAGCAGCCUCCACGACCGAUUCGUCCACGCCGUCGACCUUCUCGGCGGCCACGAGAGAGCUACACCAAAAUCAAUUCUGGAGCUGAUGGAUGUCAAGGAUCUAACCCUAGCCCAUGUCAAAAGUCACCUGCAGAUGUACAGAACCAUUAAGUCGACUGACAGACCUGCAGUUUCGUCAGGUCGAUCGGAUGGCUCCAUCGAUGAAGAUUUGGCAGCAGGUAACUGUAAUCAGACAGUAGCGAACGGCUUAGACGCACACAAACAGAAUCAGGAGUUGGACUCGGCUCUCAUGUGGAAUAAUAAUACUUCAUCAUCAAGAGGCAUUGGUAUACAAAUUAACACAUCAAAUGACGGCAUCUAUAGUGAGCUUCGAUCAUGUUCUCAUUCUUCCCCAUUUCAAUCUGCACUACUUGAGGAUCUUAAUUAUUAUACAUCGAACGACUCAAAUGGUUCAUAUCAAGAACACAACAGUCCUAACUUGGAGUUCACUUUGGGGAGAUCAGAUUGGCAUGCUACAUAGUUUCAUGGUUCUUCAUGUUAAUUUGCUUUCAAAUUAUUCAAGACAUCUAAGUCCACCAUGAAGAACCAAGGAAUGGAUCAAGAUUCUUAAAAGGAUUUCCAUUGUUAGUUAAGGUAUUCUAAUAGCAAUGGAUGGAUACACUAACACGAGAUUAGGUAUUUUAUGUUGUGUGUAAAAAUUGGAGAAUGCCUCAAUAUACCUUUUCCUAAUUGCAACUUCAAUAUUUAUGAUUGUAUGCAUAAUUGUUUUUAGUUUUUUGGUCGAAUAUUGUAAUAUAAAAGUUGUGAAGUCAAAGUAUUAAAAAAACAUCAAU